This is a messenger RNA of Kazachstania africana CBS 2517, 1176 nucleotides long. It is a transcript of the gene EFM2, whose product is annotated as S-adenosylmethionine-dependent methyltransferase. Lineage: Eukaryota; Fungi; Ascomycota; Saccharomycetes; Saccharomycetales; Saccharomycetaceae. The record is from RefSeq and is a predicted model, not a curated record. The transcript has a single exon. Bases 1 to 1176 code for a protein of 391 amino acids.
AUGUUCGAUCCACUAGAUUUGUAUGAGGUAGCUGAAGCUAACGUAGAAGAGACACUCACUUUUGUCGAGUCGAAUUCUGUUGGAGCUCCGGAAUAUUACGAAAAUAAAAUUGAUGAUGAUUCACCGAUUGAUAUAUUAGACCUUCCAUCAAUAAGAUAUGCACCAGAGAAUGUAGUAUUGUGUGUUCUACGACUCUUAAGACCAAAUACUCAAGUGAACUUUCACGCGGACACUGAAGGAGUCGUUUCUAUUGAUAGUAUACGUAAACAAAAAGAAAUAUCAGAGAAUGUAAUGGAUGAAGUUAUAAAUUGGUACGGCCCAAAUGCCAGGUUGAAUACGGUAGAGAAAAUCUUCACCAAAAUACCAAGUAAUUCCCUAAGUAAAGAUACCUUAUUAUCCUACUAUACUUCCGUGUUGAAGCAUUUUACAGAUAACAAAGAUAUAGUUAAAGAAGUCACUUUACGUAUUUCAGAGAAUUGUGGUCGUAACGCCAUGCCUUCUACCUAUAGGGAAUUUCAGAUAAAUAAUUUGAAAAAAAUUGUGAAACUAUUUGAGCCCUCGUUGACGAAUGAUAACUUGGGGUGGAAGACGUGGGGAUCGUCACUCAUUUUAUCGAAUAUUUUAUGUGAUAGGAUUGAUGAAAAUUUUCUAAAAAGCUUCAAUGGUAAGAGAAUAUUGGAAUUAGGUUCAGGAACAGGUUUAGUUGGCAUAUCAGUAGCAUCUAAACUUGAAGAGAUCGGGGUUUUAGAUGAAUAUGAAAUUUAUCUUACUGAUUUACCAGAGAUUGUUACUAAUCUGGAAAAAAAUAUUAGUAUCAAUCAACUUGCUAAUAGAGUAGUUUCUGAUGUAUUAGAUUGGACAAAUCCUGAGAGCUUUGUGUCAAACUAUGGUGAUACUAGAUUUGAUGUGCUUUUAAUAUCAGACCCCAUAUAUUCAUCGAAACAUCCUCAAUGGGUUGUGAAUAUGAUCGAUAAUUUUUUGUCACAAGAUAAUCAUCAAGCAAGAUGUUAUUUACAGAUACCUAUUAGAGAUAAAUUUGCUAAUGAAAGAGAGAAUUUAAAAAAAUUAUUAGUUGAUAAAAAUUUCGAAGUUGUAAAGGAAAUGUAUAGUAAAGGUUUUGAUGACUGGGGUGAAGUAAAAUACUAUUAUAGAGAACUUAAAAGAAAAUCAGAUUAA